AUGUCGAACAACGUUAUCGUCGUUGGAGGUGGUCUGACUGGUUUGUCUGCCGCUCACACUGUGUUGGAGCGAGGUGGUUCAGUGGUCUUGGUAGACAAGAACUCCUUCUUGGGAGGAAACUCCACCAAAGCUACUUCUGGUAUGAACGGAACCCUUACCAGCACCCAAAUAAAGUUGGGAAUCCCAGAUUCCCCAGCAAUCUUCUAUGAAGACUCUGCCAAGUCUGCCCGUGACUUGAUCACUCCAGCAUUGACCAAGGUCUUGACCUACAACUCUGGUUCAGCUGUCGAAUGGGUACAAGAAAAGUUUGGCGUAGACCUGUCGCUCGUAUCCCGUCUCGGUGGUCACUCCCAACCCCGUACUCACCGUGGUAAAGAAAAGUUCCCUGGUAUGACCAUCACCUAUGCCUUGAUGGAAAAGUUGGAAGACUUGGCCGUCAGCAUGCCAAACCGUGUCCGUAUCGUAAAGAAGGCCAAAGUAGAAAAGCUGGUGCAGGACGACAAGGGUACCGUCAUUGGUGUCGAGUUUACUGAUGAAACUGGUGCCAAGAAGAUCGAAUACGGUCCAGUUAUCUUGUCCACUGGUGGUUACGCUGCUGACUUUACCGAAACCUCUCUCAUCAAGAAAUACAGACCGGAAUUAAUGCACUUGCCAACCACCAACGGUGAACACUCUACUGGUGAUGGUAUCAAAAUGACUGAAGCUAUUGGAGGUGCUGCCAUCCACAUGGAAAAGAUCCAAGUCCACCCUACUGGUUUGGUUGACCCUCUGGAACCAGACGCAAAAGUCAAGUUCUUGGCCGCCGAAGCCCUUCGAGGUGUUGGUGGUCUCUUAUUGACUGCUGAUGGUGUCCGAUUCUGUGAUGAAUUAGGUCAUCGAGACUACGUCACUGGAGAGAUGUGGAAGAACAAGGGUCCAUUCCGUCUCGUCCUCAACUCCAAGGGUGCCAACGAAAUCAUCUGGCAUUGCAAACACUACCAAGGACGUGGUUUGAUGAAGCACUUCAAGACUGGUGCUGCAUUGGCCUCCGAAAUGGGUAUCACAUCAUCGACCUUGGACGCUACCUUCAAAAAAUACAACGGUAUUGCUACCUCGAAGAACGACCCAUACGGAAAGAAAUUCUUCCACAACCUUCCAUUCGACAUGAACGAUGAAUUCUACGUCGCCAUCGUCACCCCUGUAUUGCACUUCACCAUGGGUGGUAUUAAGAUAAACGAACACUCUGAAGUAUUGAACUCUGCAGGUCAAAAGAUCAAAGGUCUCUUCGCUUCCGGUGAAUGUGCUGGUGGUGUCCACGGUGCCAACAGAUUGGGUGGUUCUUCGCUAUUGGGUUGUGUCGUAUAUGGUCGUGUAUCCGGUGACACUGCUUCCAGCUACUUGAUGGAACAAUUAGCUGCUGGUACUGCUGCCCGUCGUGUUGCUGGUGUUGCUGGCCACUUGGGUGGUCCAUCAAUCACCAUCAACCACCAAGGUCUCAACUUGUCCAUCAACUUUGACGGUGCUGCUCCAUCCAUCAGUACUGGUGCUGUCGCCGCUGCACCCGCUGCUGCUGCCGCUGCUCCAGCUGCUGCUCCAGCAAAGGCUGCCAUGAAGGAAUACACUGCCGCUGAAAUCGCUCAACACUCUACUGAAAAAGACUGCUGGGUAUCCGUGAAUGGACGCGUUUUGAACGUCACCAACUUCUUGAAGGACCACCCCGGAGGAAAGAAGGCCAUUAUGAUCUACGCUGGCAGAGAUGCUACCGAAGAAUUCAACAUGAUGCAUGCUGAAACCGUCAUUGACAAGUAUGCUCCAGAGACCGUCAUAGGUACCACCAACAAGCAUUAA
Messenger RNA from Synchytrium microbalum, 1827 nucleotides. RefSeq lists its product as uncharacterized. Gene Ontology annotation, molecular function: FMN binding; heme binding; oxidoreductase activity. The transcript has 8 exons. NCBI's taxonomy places the organism in Eukaryota, Fungi, Chytridiomycota, Chytridiomycetes, Synchytriales, Synchytriaceae. The coding region runs from base 1 to 1827 and encodes 608 amino acids. The record is from RefSeq and is a predicted model, not a curated record.